Messenger RNA from Suricata suricatta (meerkat), 815 nucleotides. Its product is annotated as integrin alpha-D-like. NCBI's taxonomy places the organism in Eukaryota, Metazoa, Chordata, Mammalia, Carnivora, Herpestidae. The transcript has 5 exons. Gene Ontology annotation, molecular function: integrin binding. Gene Ontology annotation, biological process: cell-cell adhesion; integrin-mediated signaling pathway; cell adhesion mediated by integrin. The record is from RefSeq and is a predicted model, not a curated record. Gene Ontology annotation, cellular component: integrin complex; external side of plasma membrane. Bases 70 to 786 code for a protein of 238 amino acids.
CCGCGCAGGCGUGAGGGGACCACAGUUAUCUCCCUGGUUGUUCUGCUGGGCCCGCAGAGCCCUUGGCAGAUGGCUGGGGCACAUGUGAGGAUGGCUCCAGGGCAGUUUCUCACCAACAAGCCCUCUCUCUCCAGGCAGGAAGAAUCUACCAAGUACUUCAACUUUUCAACUUCUGAGGAGAAGAGCAAGAAAGAAGCUGAGCAUCGUUAUCGUGUGAAUAACCUGAGUCAGCGAGAUCUGGCCAUCAGCAUUAAUUUCUGGGUUCCCAUCCUGCUGGAUGGUGUGCCUGUGUGGGAUGUGGCCAAGGUGGCUUCUUCUCAGAAUCUCUCCUGUGUGUCAGAGAGGGAGCCUCCUCAGCAUCCUGACUUCCUGACCCAGAAUCCAGAGAGUCUUGUACUGAACUGCUCCAUUGCUGACUGCAUGAGGUUCCGCUGUGACCUGCCCUCCUUUGGCAUCCAGGAGGAACUUGACUUCAUCCUGAAGGGCAACCUCAGCUUCGGCUGGGCCAGCCAGACGUUGCAGAAGAAGGUGUUGAUUGUGAGUGAGGCUGAAAUCAUGUUCGACAGGUCCAUGUAUUCCCAGCUUCCAGGACAGGAGGCGUUCCUGAGAGCUCAGGUAGUGACUGUGUGGCAGGCAGUGGCCAGGCUGCUAAGAGGGCUCCUAAUGCAAACUCUGUGGUGCUGUGUGGGAGGCUCACAAGCCCAGAGGGAGGAAGAACGAAGGUCCCUCAGCAGGAGAGUUAUCCCGAAGCCCAUGAGUGUUUCUGUAUGUCACCCCUUGGAGUAAAGGAAGGAGGGGAGGGAGUUAAAGGUUAG